CGGACCGGCGCGGCAUUCAUUCAGAACGAAAUAUGGCGUCGGAGGAUGCGAACGCGCCGAAGUGUGAUCUGGAAGGCGAUGGCUGUGUCCGUUUGUCGUCGAUCCUUCAAGCCUUCGGUGCGCCCAUCCGCGAGGAGCAGGCCUGGGCCGUGUGCUACCAGACUUCAAAGUGCAUGUGCAAAGAGUGGACGGCGGACAACCGCGGAUGUUAUUGCCUGACAGACACCAGUCAGCUGAGGAUCCACAAGGAUGGGAGCGUACACAGCUCCACGGUGCGCGACUUGGGUCCGGCGUCCACACGACCUAUUGCCACAAGCGAAUACAAGCUCGUGUGCAGCCUUGGCCUGGUACUGUUCCACGCGCUCGAGUACGGGCUCCGACCGGACGAGGAGCACGUGUUGAGCCGACCCUUCGAGAUGCUUCUGGACCGUAUGACGUCCGCCGACCCCGAGGCGAACUCGGACGCCGAGCUGAGCUCGGACGACGAAUCGGGCGAGGAAGACUGUCACGACGAAGGCAUCGAGAAGGACUCCGGCGAGGACGACCCGGGCGGCGGCGACGGCGGCGGGCCCGGCAAGUCCCCGCAUCGAGCGGGCCUGACGCUCGCUAAGGUGCUCGAGAUGUGCGCAUCUCAUCUUCAAAACCCAUCGCAGGCUGAUCUGCACUACAAGGCUGUUUGCCGUGCCCUAGUUGCAGAAGCUGUUGAACUAUCUACAUUCCUACAAAAAAUAUCUAGUGGAACCAAAGAUUUUAUCAAGUGUCAUCGCAAUGAUCCAGAUACCUCAGAUCUUGAUGGCUUACAGUUUCAGGACUGGGCCAUGCUGUGGAUGCAGGUUAUUCGAGAACUUCGUCAGGGAGUUAAAUUAAAGAAGGUUGACAUUGAAACACACCUGCACCCUGUGGAAUAUGAGCUGACGCCUUACGAGAUGUUGCUGGAUGACAUCCGUUCACAGAGGUACAAGCUAAACAAAGUCAUGGUUAAUGGUGAUCUCCCACCUCGAGUGAAGAAAGAUGCCCAUGCUUUAAUAUUGGAAUUUAUCCGCUCUAGGCCUCCAUUGUUUCCUGUUUCAAGACGAAAAUUGAAGCCUGCUCCUCGGCGGGAAACAUCGGUACACGACAGGCUGAUGGCAGACAUACGGCAACCACAGAUGCUUCGACCAGUCAGGAAAAGGGGCAGUGCCAGCAGUUCUGUGGAGACAUCACGAACAAAGCUGGUGGACUCCGAUUCUACACCACAGCCGAGGAGGAGGCUCAUCAUGGCUGACAUCUCUCUGCAUCUUUCAUCAAGCUUUGAUGAGGAUGACUUGGACGAUGCUCCCACUUCUCCUGUGCCAGAGCAGCCUCACUCGUUGCCUGUGCAGCUUCGCCGAACACCUCCAAGGCCCACAAAACUACAGUGGCAGCACAAGCAUGGAAUUGGAGAUAGCCCUGAUGUCCCAACCACAGCAUUGUUGAAGCGCAAGUUAGAGCGUCGGCAUAGCAUCACCGUGUGUGAAUCACCAUCGAGGGCACCGUAUCGCAUAGCUCAGGAAAUGCUCCGGCGCCCUGACAAACUGGCACUUAAUGCACGACAAGAGUCUGGAAAGGAAAACUGGACCACGACACAGUGGGAGAAUUCAAUGGAGUGUUUGUCCUUAACUCUGGAAGAAGUUGUUCACAUACGUAACGUUCUAACGAAGGCAGAACUGGAGUCUCUGCUUGCCAAUAGGCCCCUUUAUGAAGACGUUGAGAAGCGAAAAGUCUGCUUCACCUGCAAAAAGACCAAGUUCUCGUUCUUCAGGCCAUGGGGAGUCAACUGCAGGCUGUGUGAGAGAAAAAUCUGCGACAAAUGCUCUACCAAGAUGCACAUUCCAACAGACAGGUUUGACCGUAUACCUGUUUAUAUGCUGUGCCCAACAGCUACAGAAGAGGAUUCACCGAAUCACUCCCCGCUUCCAAAGGCUUUUCAGUUUACCAGUGGCUCCGCACCAUCAUCGCCAGUCCCGAGCAGGCCUGCAGGUGCCACCUUCAAUACAAAGCUCAAUGUGACCGUUUAUGCACCGAAUUCUGCACCACCACGACCAAGGGUUCCCAAGCUUCGCCAUGCAUCCUCGGUGUGCAGUUCAAAAAUCGGUGUCUCCGAAGACACAGCAGAUCAGGAGGCACGCAGAGCACCCCUGCUGCGUUCCCGCACUUUCCAACACAAGGCCACCUCUCCACAGGAAGAGCGGUUGCGCGGCCCGCUUAUGACUGUCUGCCGGGACUGCAAGGGAAUGAUAAGGCAGAUCAUUCUGGCUAGCAGGACCGACAUGGCCAAGUCACAACGGAAGGCGUGCAAGCCACCCCUGUGCGUCGUGUGCAAAAACUGAGAGCAACAAAAAUUAUUCACAGCCUGCAGAGAAAGUGCAGUGCAAGGGGCACCAUUUUUUUUUUCUUUUGUGAAUAGUUUCUUGGCAGAUAAAGCAAUAGAAGUGUAACGUCUGCAUGUUGAGUUUUGUGUCCACUUGCUGUACAGUGUCUAGCUGCAUGCCUUCUCCUAAACAUGUGUUUACUACAGCACAGCCCCAAUUUAUUUAAUAUUUCAAGAAUGCUGUAAUUGGCAUAGUUUCUUGCCCUGGUGUGAUUCACAGUGCAAGACUAGGCUGGUUACUGAUUUUUUUUUUUUUACAUAAGGUAGCUUUUGCUGGCACAAGUUCAACCCUCACUUCUUGAAUGCUAUGACAUGUUAUAUAUAUAUUUUUAUUGUACAGUUUUAAAUAGAAAUGUGGCCGCAUGUUGCAUAAGUGUUGAAUUUUAACAGAUUUUAUUAAUUUUUUUUCAUCUCAGCAUUCAUGUGAAAAUAUGUGCUAUAUGCUGGACACAAACUAUGUUGGCCGUAGCAACCUCGCUCUGCAAAAAGAAAUAUAUAUAUAUAUAUUUAUUUAUACACCAUAAUUUUUGCUGAAGUUCUUUUUCAGAAGAGUGUAAAUACGUGUAUAUUUCAUGGGUUUACUAUGCACAAACACCUGUUUGAUAUGUCUGAUAAUAAAAAUCCCUGCCAUUGUUCUGUAGCUCUGAGUACCCAAGUAAGCAUAGUUGUGGCAGAUUCUAAAAGAAUCUGACAAUUUGUGAGGACCCAUUUGACUGAUAGUGUGUGAGAAAUGUGCAAUAUCUCUGCUGAAUCUGUGCAAUAUCCUGCAUCAUGCAGGACGAGUAUCAGUAAUGGCAAAAGUUCAAGAGGACAGGGGCAAAGUUCACAAAGUGUGAGAAAGAGACAAAAAAAUGUGCAGCAUUUUUGCCCUAACAGUGGAGCCGAGGCCAUAAUAGUCUCGGAUAUCAGUACUACUAAUACACUAUGGGAUAGGCCAAGAAUCGGGUAGCAAGAGAGCAGAGAAACAGCCAAGCUAGUGCUCUAGAAUCACUACAUUUCAUCAUCCUAUCCUACAUUGGAGUUGUCGCCAAUGCUGUCACCAGUGCCCU
This is a messenger RNA of Rhipicephalus sanguineus (brown dog tick), 3438 nucleotides long. RefSeq names its product protein spire homolog 1 (gene spir). Gene Ontology annotation, cellular component: cytoplasmic vesicle membrane; cell cortex. Lineage: Eukaryota; Metazoa; Arthropoda; Arachnida; Ixodida; Ixodidae. The record is from RefSeq and is a predicted model, not a curated record. The coding region runs from base 33 to 2348 and encodes 771 amino acids. Gene Ontology annotation, molecular function: actin binding. The transcript is spliced from 15 exons. Gene Ontology annotation, biological process: establishment of meiotic spindle localization; cleavage furrow formation; intracellular transport.